Fusarium venenatum is the source of this 1830-nucleotide messenger RNA. RefSeq names its product alpha-L-fucosidase-domain-containing protein. Lineage: Eukaryota; Fungi; Ascomycota; Sordariomycetes; Hypocreales; Nectriaceae. Gene Ontology annotation, cellular component: lysosome. Gene Ontology annotation, biological process: fucose metabolic process; glycoside catabolic process. The record is from RefSeq and is a predicted model, not a curated record. Gene Ontology annotation, molecular function: alpha-L-fucosidase activity.
AUGAUUCCCCUCCCUCCCAAGGCCACCGUCCUUGUGGUUCUGGCCUGCGCCUUAUUUCCCGCUAGUGCAACCGCCCAGGCAAAGGGUCCAUACGAAGCAACAUGGGAGUCAACAGAUAAACACAACGCCGCACCCGAAUGGUACCGCGAUGCCAAAUUUGGCGUUUACUGGCACUGGGGCGCUUUCACAACAGCCCAGUACGCCAGCGAAUGGUAUCCACGCAACAUGUAUGAACCCGACUCUGAUCAGAGAAAGCAUCAUACAGAAAUAUACGGACCUCCAGAGGAAUGGGGCUACGAGAACUUCAUCAAGGGUGCAAAGGACAAAAAGGGUAACUUUGUCCAGUUCAAACCUGUCCUGAAGUCUAAAGGUGGUGAAUUUGAUCCUGAGGCUAUUAUCAAGGUCGUCAAAGCUUCUGGUGCUCGAUUUGCCGGACCAGUGGCUGAACAUCAUGAUGGCUUCUCCAUGUGGGAUAGUAAGAUCAAUGAGUGGAACCCAGUCAACUAUGGCCCCAAGCUAGACUUGGUUAAGCUCUGGGCGGAUCUUGUGCGGGAGAAUGAUAUGAAACUUGUUGUUGCUAUGCAUCAGGCGUACAACUACAAUGGCUUUUUCCAAUGGGCGCCAAAGACAAACGACACGAGUCUCCAAAAACUUCUUGGGCAAUUGCCUCGCGAUGAAUCGGAUCAGCUCUGGUUCGACAAGCACCGAGAGAUGCUGGAUCACGUUCAACCUGACAUCAUCUGGAACGAUUUCUCGCUCGACAGUCCCGGAGAAUGUGGAAGUUUCGAAGGGCCUUGUGCAGUAGACGAGCAGAAGCGUCUCGAGUUUCUUGCUUACUACUUCAACCGAGGUGAGGAGUGGGGUAAAGAAGUUGUCACUACCUACAAGCACCAUGACCAUGGUUUCCGCAAUACAUCAGCCGUAGACGACUGGGAACGCGGUGGACCGUCCAACCUCGUUCGUCCCUACUGGCAAACAGACGAUGCCAUCAGUGCAUCAAGCUGGAGUUACACAGUUGGUAUCAAGUACUACAGCUCCAAAGCCAUGGUCCACUCUUUGCUUGACCGUGUUAGUAAGAACGGAAACAUGCUACUUAACAUUUCACCCAUGGCUUCUGGAGUGUUGCCUGAGGAACAGAUCAAGGUUCUGAACGAUAUCGGUGACUUCCUUGGUCGGUACGGCGAGGCUGUUUAUGACACUCGAGCUUGGGAUAUCUAUGGUGAGGGACCGAAUCAGGUCGAGGGUGGAUCUUUUACAGCGCCUUUGCAAGGGAACAGCAGCGAUGUUCGCUUCACGCGCAACAAGGAAGAUGAUGUUCUCUACGUUACUGUUCUUGGUUGGCCAGAGGAUAACCUCGUGUCCGUCAAGAACCUUGGAUCCAACGCUCUGGUUGAUCUCAAGUCCUUAAAGUCUGUCCAGCUUCUCGGCGACAAAGCUGGCGAUUACAUCAAGGUUUCAGAAUGGGAACAGUCCAAAGAUGUCCUAGAUAUCGCCCUUCCUUCCCAACCAGCCGAAUCACUCGCCUAUGUCUUGAAACUUACCUUUGAUGGUGGCAUUCCUGUACCUCAGCCUAAACGUGGUGCAGCUGUCUUCUCUGAAGCAGAUGCCACUGGCAAGGGUGUUUCUCUUGAGUUGGGUACUUUUGACACGGUGUUUUUGACUGAGGCAGGACUCGAUCCUGAGGAUAUUCGCUUCAUUAGAGUGUCAGCUGGUACGAAGGCCACUCUUUUUACUGGAUCCAGGUUUACUAGGGAGAGCAAGGAGCUCAGCGCUGGUGAACAUGAGGUGGAGGAAGGUUCUGUGGGAUCCAUCGCGAUCUCAAAGAUUUGA